This is a messenger RNA of Gossypium arboreum, 2792 nucleotides long. Its product is annotated as G-type lectin S-receptor-like serine/threonine-protein kinase At4g27290. NCBI's taxonomy places the organism in Eukaryota, Viridiplantae, Streptophyta, Magnoliopsida, Malvales, Malvaceae. Gene Ontology annotation, molecular function: ATP binding; protein serine/threonine kinase activity. Gene Ontology annotation, biological process: protein phosphorylation; recognition of pollen. The coding region runs from base 40 to 2571 and encodes 843 amino acids. The record is from RefSeq and is a predicted model, not a curated record. The transcript is spliced from 7 exons.
AUACUAACUGUUAGUGACUGUCCACAAUUAGCAAAAAACAUGGCAACCCUGAGAAAGUUUCCAUGUAUUUCCUUGCUUGUUGUUUCAUGCUUUUACUUGCAGGUUUACAAUGAAACAGUUUCAGCCACUGAUACCCUUUUCCAAGGUCAAAACAUGACAGCCUCAGGUCUAUUAACAUCCUCUCUAAAUGCUUUUGAAUUGGGAUUCUUUUCACUAGGCUCAACAAAUAUGUAUUUGGGGAUUCGGAUGAAGAAUGUUCCAACCAAAGAUAUUGUGUGGAUUGCCAAUAGAGACCUUCCUUUCAGUGGUUCAUCUAUGAUUCUCACCAUCAAUGAAGAUGGAUACCUUGUGAUUGUGAAUGGCAGAACAAGUUAUAGAGUGAGUGAUGAUCCAUUAUCAAGCCAAAACGUGAGUGCAACGCUGUUGGAUUCUGGGAAUUUGGUUCUAAGAGAUGGGAAUAUGGAUAUACCAUGGCAGAGCUUUGAUUACCCUUCAAACACUUUUUUGCCUGGGAUGAAACUUGGUUACAAUAAUAAAACUGGAAAAGUUUGGUCUCUAACAUCUUGGUUGGAUGAAGAAGACCCAAACAAUGGGGAAUUUGAGUUGAAAAUGGAUCCUAAAAAAUCAAAUGGAGUGUUCCUCAUGAAGGGUACCGAAACAUUAUGGAAUAGCGGGGCUUGGACAGGUAAAGGUUUCACCUUGAUUCCUGAAAUGAGAUUGAACUACAUCUUCAACUACACCAUGUAUAGCGAUGAAAAUCAAACGUAUUUUUCGUAUUCGUUGUAUAAUUCUUCUAUCAUAACUCGAUUCAUCAUUGACAUCGACGGACAUAUGAGGGAGUUCGUGUGGCUUGAAAGUUCUCAACAGUGGGGAUUGUUUUGGUCUCAACCAAGACAAUUCUGUGACAUUCUAAACUCUUGUGGUCCAUUCAGUUGCUGCAACGAGGAUACCGGAAGUUGCCAGUGCUUGCCAGGUUUUUAUCCAUCGGAGAAGCAACAAGGCCAAGAUGGUGGAUGUAUGAGGAGUAUGCCCCUAACGUGCGGGAAUGGAGAUAAUAAAGAUGGAUUCUUAAUGAUGGAUGAUGUGAGCUAUCCUCUAAGUUCGACUCGGCAAAUAAAUUCAUCAUAUCCUUUCCCUUCGGGGCCUCAAGUGUUGACGAACUAUGAUGUGAGAACAUGUGAAGAAGUUUGCUUGAGUAACUGCAGUUGCAGUGCAUAUGCAUGUAACACAAGUGGCCAUUGCUUAAUAUGGUCUGGUGACAUUCUUGAUCUUCAACAACUUUCAGCAAAGGAUCCAAAUGGAGGUACAAUCUUCAUCAAACUUGCAGCUUCCGAAAUUGACAAUGACAAAGGAGCCAAUUGGUACCUAUGGAUAAUUGCAAUUCCUGUUGUUUUAUUUGUGCUACUUCCUUCAUCUUACAUCGUUAGUCGGUGGAGGAAGAGUUUUAAAAACAAAGGGGACAGAGAAGAUCCAAGCCAGGAUAUACUACUCUUUGAUAUGGAGAUGAGCAUCACAACGAGUAGCAGUGAUUUUUCAGGUUCCGAAAACUCCAGAAAACGGAAGAGGAAGGAUUCCCCAUUUCCACUGUUUAGCUUUGAUAGUGUAUCGCUAGCUACUGAUAACUUCUCCUCGGAGAAUAAGCUGGGAGAAGGGGGAUUUGGACCUGUUUAUAAGGGAAAACUAUUAAAUGGACAAGAAAUAGCAGUGAAAAGGCUUUCAAAAAGGUCCGGGCAAGGGCUCGAAGAGUUAAAAAAUGAGACGAUGCUUAUAGCAAAGCUUCAACAUAGGAACCUUGUUAGACUAUUGGGUUGCUGUUUAGAACAAGGAGAAAAGAUAUUGAUCUAUGAGUUCAUGCCUAACAAAAGCCUGGAUUCAUUUCUUUUUGGUUCAGACAAUCAAGGAUUACUAGACUGGGGAACACGAGUUCGAAUAAUCGAGGGGAUUGCGCAAGGUCUGUUGUAUCUUCACCAAUAUUCAAGAUUAAGGAUCAUACAUCGAGAUCUUAAGGCAAGCAAUAUCCUUUUAGACGGUGAAAUGAACCCGAAAAUAUUGGACUUCGGGUUGGCAAGAAUGUUUGGUGGUGACAAGUUACAAGCAAAUACUAAUAGGAUUGUAGGAACUUAUGGCUAUAUGUCACCUGAGUAUGCCAUGGAAGGCCUUUUCUCCAUUAAAUCAGACGUGUUCAGCUUCAGUGUGCUGCUGUUGGAGAUAGUGAGUGGCAAGAAGAGCACUGGCUUUUACCAUAGCAGUUUUCUUAAUGUAAUUGGACAUGCAUGGGAAUUGUGGAAAGGAGAUAGAGUUUUUGAGUUGAUGGAUCCUAAAUUGGAAGACCAAGUUUCAUAUCCUAUGGUGUACAGAUACAUCAAUGUGGCUCUUCUUUGUGUUCAAGAAAUGGCUGCUGAUAGACCGACAAUGUCGGAAGUUGUUUCCAUGCUUACCAAUGAGCUCACAGUUCUAAAUUCUCCCAAAAAGCCUGCCUUCUCUAAUGCAAGGAGUACGACAAAUAGUUCAAAUCAGCCUGAAAAAUUUUCAGUGAAUGAUGUCACAGUUUCUUUGAUGGAACCUCGAUAGUUAUUUUCGAUUAUAGCUCAUGUAACCCCUGACAUUGAGAAAAUUUUGAAACUCCUACUUAAAAAGCUUAAGUAAAAUGGGUGCGGUUCAAAUGCUUGGUUCCUAGUCUUGUCCAUUAGAAGCCCUCUUUGCUAUGAAUGUACUUGUGUUACUAAUUAAUAUUAUUGUGUAUGUUUUAAAUAUGGAAGAAUAACAAAAAGAAAAUCUUUUUUAGUGGAAAA